GGGAAACAUUCACGGAGUGGCGGUCUGUAGAGGGUCCCCACGUGUUUCUCAUUUUUUUUUUUGCUGAUGAUAGCUUUUUGUUCUUUAAAGCUUUAGGUCAUGAAUGUAAUGCUGUUAAGGAGAUUUUGCAAGAGUAUGAGGAAACUUCUGGGCAGGCGAUUAAUUUUUCCAAGUCUACGGUAACAUUCAGCCAGAACGUUAUUGACACCUCUAAAAAUUAUUGUUGUACUUUUUUUGGAGUGCCGCAGGAGGUAGGGCAACAGAAAUAUCUGGGGUUACCGAGCAUUAUUGGGAGAGGAAAAUCAGCUAUUCUUGGCUUCAUUCGAGAGAGAAUUUUUAAUCGAAUUAAAAGCUGGAAUAAUAGAUUUUUAUCUCGGGCAGGGAGGGCUGUGUUGUUGCGGAAUGUGGUGCAAGCUAUGCCUACUUAUGCCAUGAAUGUAUUUCUUUUACCCAGAGAUUUAUGUGAUGAAAUCGAAAAACUUAUGAAUGGGUUCUGGUGGAAAGGCACUAAGUUUGAACAGAGAGGUAUCAGGUGGCGCAGGUGGGAGCUCAUGUGUAAGCCGAAAGGUAUGGGAGGCCUGGGGUUCAGAAAAUUGAGGGAAUUUAACAUUGCCAUGCUGGCAAAGCAAGGAUGGAGGCUUCUUUCAAAUCCGGAGAGCUUGAUGGCGCGGGUUCUUAAAGCAAGGUAUUUUCCUAAUUCGGAGUUUUUAAAGGCCAAGUUGGGUAAUAACCCGUCCUAUAUCUGGAGAAGCAUUUUUGAGACCCAAGGAGUACUAAAGGAGAACAUUCGAAGGAGAGUUGGGAACGGGAGAGAGGUUCAAGUUUGGGCGGAUGCUUGGCUACCUGGACCCGGGGUUGGUAGGGUCCAAUCAGCCAAACCGCCUGGUAUUGCUGAUAUGAAUGUCGCAGCCUUGAGAGAUAGUACUGGGAAGAAGUGGAAUACUAAAAGAAUUGCAGCUAUAUUUAAUAAUGAAGAAAGAAAAAUUAUUUCAAGUAUUCCUAUUAGUUUGCAGGAUAAACAAGAUGGCUUCUGGUGGAGUAAAGAGAAUAAUGGGAUUUUCUCGGUUAAGAGCUGCUAUAGGGUUCUUAUGCAGGGAGGGGAAGUUGGGGGAUGGAACGGUUGGAAAGAUUUAUGGGAGUUAAAAAUCCCACCAAAAAUUAAAUAUUUUCUUUGGCAGGUUUUAGAUGGAUCUCUCCCUUCACUGGUGAAUCUUGUACGAAAAGGAGUACCAAUCCAGAAUAGCUGCAAAAUUUGCUUGCAGGGUGAAGAAACGUCGGAGCAUGCUUUGCGAUCCUGUCCGAGAGCGGCUGAAGUGUGGAUGGAGGCGGGCAUAGCUACUGGUAAUGGUGAAGUCACGUUGGAGGUAUGGCUUCAAAACUUACUCUCUGUACCGGAUAAGGAGAAGCGGUGUAAAGUUGCUAUGUUGGUUUGGGGCUUGUGGAAGCGUCGUAAUGCUCUAGUCUGGGAAGGAAAUUGGCAGAGCUCGGCUAGUGUUAUUAGUUCCUGUUCGAGUAUGUUGUUAGCAUGGAGGGAGGCUCAACAGUCUGCAGCAAGGUCAUCGAGCCAGGCAAGGAGGGACGACCAGAGGUGGAAGCGGCCGAGCGCAGGAGUAAUAAAGAUCAAUGUUGAUGCAGCGGUUGACAUUACACGAGGAGUGCGAGCUUGGGGCUGGAUUGCAAGAGAUGAUCAGGGUGAUUUUGUGAAAGCAGGAGGGGCAUCAUGCAAAGCGGAAUGGUCUCCGGCGGAAUCGGAGGCAAUGGGUCUUCGGGAGGCUGUCCUGGCAGGAAUUUCAGAGGGAUGGGAUAGGGUGGAAAUAGAAACUGAUGCACAAAUAGUAGCUCGAGGGGUCCAAAGUAGUGAGGGUGCGGCAUACAUCGAUCUGAUUCUUGAUGAUAUACGCUGUUUAGUUCAGACAAAGAGUAAUUAUGUUAUCUCUUUUUGUAAGCGAUCUGCGAAUCAUGCGGCUCAUGCUCUAGCAAGAACGCAUGUUACUAUCUCAGAUCAUAGUAGCAGUUAUGAUUCUAUUCCGGAUUGUAUUGUAAGCCACGUGGCGAAUGACUUGUUGAAUUAAUGAAAGAUGUUGAGUCCCGG
This is a messenger RNA of Cuscuta epithymum, 2092 nucleotides long. The record is from the annotation of a GenBank genome assembly. NCBI's taxonomy places the organism in Eukaryota, Viridiplantae, Streptophyta, Magnoliopsida, Solanales, Convolvulaceae.